AGGCAGCACCCAGCACAUACACGAAGAAGUCACGUCAUAAGUCACCUUUUUACUUAAAUACACGCGUGGGAAAGAGAAAACGGCUGCAGUCACAGCUUUUUUUUCUCACCGAGCUGCCAAAAAGCGUCCCAACAUCUGGAGAAAAGAGGGGCGAGCCGGAGAAAGUUUUGAAGGAGGCGGAGAGGAAGAGAAAGAAGAUCUCAAGUGGAGAAAAAUGCACUGAAAAUGCACUGAAAAUCUUUUUGGGCUCUCCGUGGACAAGAUUCGUGGAAGUGUGCAUUGAUAAGAGUGGAGGGGGGACGAGGAGGGGAAGGAGGUCUGUGAUGGUGAGAAGUCCACCUGGAGAGGUCAGAGAAUGAAUUAGUCUAAAGAUCUUCUACACAUCUACACGCAAGGCUAGCGCCUCGGCCCCUCCGCCCCCCUCGAAAAUAGCCAGGCCCAUGUCCAUGGAUGAGGAGAGGAGUGUUCCUGCCAUUUCCCCAGAGCCACCUGAUGAUGGGGACCCUGUUCCAGCAGCCCCCCAACCCAGUUUACAUGUAAACGCUACUAUAGAGACUGAAAAUAGAAGCCUGAUCCCAACAACAAGUCGAGAUGUGGCCAACACCUACACUGAGCCCCUCAUAUUGAGGUCACAAGGCGAUGACGGAGGCAAGUGUAACAGCAGCCUCUUGCACUCGGAACUUACAGCACCCAGCAGGAGUAUCACAAGUCAACCAACAGCCAGAUCCACACCCAUCCACCCAACCCAACCAUGUCGGACACAGCCUAGCAGCCAACUACGCAACGGAACCAAACACCAUGCACACACUCACUCCCCUCACUGUCCGCAUCCCACGCCUCACACACACGCACUCCAGUCUGGCGGGGACAAGAACGGCGGUCCUCAUGAGCAUCCGAAACUGGGCUCCCUCCCAAGAGGAGGCUCAUCCACCUCAUCCUCCUCGUCAGCAGGACCCAAGCACGGCAAGAAGUUGCAGUCUAACCCUUCCAUCACCUCCCAGAGCAGCAAGAGGAGCAAAGGAAGCUCCAAGAGUAGUUCAAAGAGCAACAGUUCUAAGAGCAACAGCUCCCAGAUUCCCACAGAAGCACAGGAUGACUGCUGCGUUCACUGCAUCCUGGCCUGCCUCUUUUGUGAAUUUCUGACGCUGUGUAACAUCGUGCUGGACUGCGCCACCUGCGGCUCGUGCGCGGGCGACGACUCGUGUUUCUGCUGCUGCUGCGCGUCCGAGGAAUGCGGUGACUGUGAUCUACCGUGCGACAUGGACUGCGGCAUCAUCGACGCCUGCUGUGAGUCUGCCGACUGUCUGGAGAUCUGCAUGGAGUGCUGCAGCCUUUGCUUCUCUUCCUGAGGUCACGGCGCACACUUGUCUGAAUCCUAUCUCCAGGAAGCCCAGGAGCGACUUUAAUCAGUCUCUUGUCAAAGCUGCAAAGUGCUACAUUCAGUCUUUGUUGUCAUAGCUUGGCUUGGACUCUGUGGCUCUCACUAUAUUGGCUUACCACAGUAUGUCUCUCACAAAAGAUGUGACCAAACACUGAGAGCAGUCAAUGGUGAAUUCCUCCCUCUUUUAUGGAUCAAACCAUAGAACAGCAGCCUCUCCUGCUUUGUGCUUGCUGUUGGGCCGUCACUGCACAGUUGGAUGUGUGCUGCAGUCUCAGCCGUCUUUCACGAGUGUGCGCAGACCGGAUUGUUCCAAUGGAGCCCCUUGUGUCGUCUUAAGUGACUAGAGUUCUCCAAGCAUGAAAAAUGACCUCUAAAGGCAAAUGAGAAAAUGGAUCCAUUUAACCGGAUUUUAGUGUUUCUGUUGAUAAGAGCGGCAGCAUAAUGGAAAAAUUGAAGCUGGGCUCUCAGUAGAACUGUCUCAGUCUGUCCUUGGCAAGGUUAAAGUCUUCCAGUUUGAUUGCGUGCCGUGGCCUUUGUGACACGAGCGGCCCGAGAGGCUGAUGUUGGAUCCACUGAUGUCUUUGUCUGUGGAGAAAUGUACAAAACACAGAAUAAUGGCGGCUUGUGGCAAUAUUAUAGACACAUUUCCUUUGUUCGUUAGCGUCUCAUUUAGCAGACUUAAUCAGCGAAGAAUCAUGAGAGAGUCAUUCAUCAGCCUGCAGAUGAAGCGCAUCAAAUCAGCACCGUUAGUGAUGGACAUCGGCGAGCAGGCUUUGAUGGCAUUCACAAUGGUCACUAAAUUCUCUGCUUAACAUGUGAAGGGAGAGUCCUCCAUCAAAUGUCUCUCCUCAUUUAUAGUUCACAUCUUGUUUACUUUUACAUUUGUUUGAGGAGCUGUAGUCUUCCUCGUCCCCGUGGUCAAAACUGGUAGAAGAACUGAAAAGGCAGAGAUAGUCUUUAAUACAUUUCAUCUUUCUUUGUCACUCUCGUCAUAUGAACAAAUGGCCUCCUCGGCUUAGCUCACUGCCUCUAUUUCCGAGUAGAUUCCAAAUCUGUAUUAAUCCUUUUUGGGGGGCUAGAUUGUAGUUAAGAUAUUUGCAUUUCUUCUCUAAUGUGAAAAUCACAUUUCUGUGUUAUCAGGUUUGGCCAAGCUCACUGUAGAGCAGGUGCUGCUCAACAUCUAAUUUAAUCCCUCCAGUGAAAAUCUCAUAUGACAUUAUGCUAAGUUAGAUCCACGGACCUGUAGUAUGAAUGGUACGCUUCUGAUAACAGGCCCAACUCUCAUACCAUCAGACACUUUCUCCAACCCAAUACCUCUUUAAUAUGUGCUUUUUAAAUGACUUGAUACAAUCUUCUCCUCUUUCGAUUCAGUACUUGUGCAAUUAAUUUUUAAAUACCAAAGUUUACUUUGGCUGGACCUUAGUUUCAUACUUAUAAAUGUGCUUGUACAUAGAAGGGUUUGUGUUAUGUGAUUAAGUUGGAUUAAAACCCCAUUUCCUGUUGAAUGCAGUGGAACCUCGGUUAGCGUACGCCCCGGUUAGCAUGUUUUCCAGUCAACACCGAAUAUUUACACCGAAAUUUGGUGUUAUUUUGCGUACAUUUUGCGGUUAGCGCACAAUAUGGCGCAUCUUGAAGUGUUAUUAAUACAACGUGUGAGUCCAUCUGUUUUCUUGAUGUAUUUUUAUCACAAAAUGUUGUUGUUAGCAGCCUAUUAGCUUGCUACUACAUAAAACAGGAACCCAAAGUCAGCUCCCCGGCCGUCAUCAGCGGUUGAUGCUGUAGUUCUUGGCUAAUUAACACAGUUAUGCCUAAAUUCUCAAAAAUGUGACCAUAAAACAUGUUUGUAUUGUUUUACAAUUAUAGUUGUUACAAAUUACAUGUAUAAACCAACAUUUAAGGUUACUUUUACCUUCGUUGGAAACUGACAAAGUCACGAUGUGGCAGCGAGAGCAACAUGGACACCACCUUUGUGUAUUGCCAUGAGUUAUUUCUUGAAUUCAAUAGCGUUUCUCACCUUUGUUAUCAAAUGAAGGCACUUGCAACUUUCUCUAGCUGCGUUUUGGGUCUUUGUGGACUUGGAAAAGACAUCCCACCGUGUUCCUCGCUGUGUCCUGUGAGGGGUGCUCCGGGAUAUGGGAUUGGUGGCAUGCUGCUACGUGCCAUUCGGUCCUUGUACAAGCGGAGCAGGAGCGUGGUUCACAUUGCCAGCAGUAAGUCAAGCCUGUUCCUGGUGAACGUUGGCCUCAGCUAAGGCUGCCCUUUGUCACCGAUUGUGUUCAUAAUUUUCGUUUACUGGGGCGGUUUGCAGCUGAGUGUGAAGCACUCAGCACUUCCAAAUCUGAGGUUCUCAGUCGGAAAAGGGUGGAUUGGGAGUGAGGUCUUGCCCCAGGUGGAGGAGUUCAAGUAUCUCGGGGUCUUGUUCACGAGUGAGGGAAGGUUGGAGCAUUAAGUCGACAGGCACAUUGGCGAAGUGUCUUCAUUAAUGCGGUCGCUGCGCCGGACCGUCGUGGUGAAAGAGAGAGCUAAGCCGGAAGGCAAAGCUCUCAAUUUACAGGUCGAUCUAUGUUCCCGCCCUCACCUAUGGUCAUGAGGUUUGGGUCGUGACCGAAAGAACAAGAUAGGAUACAAGCGGCGAAAAUGAGUUUCCUUCGUAGGGUGGCUGGACUCACCCUAAGAGAUAGGGUGGGGAGCUCGGCCAUCCGGCAGGGACUCAGAGUAGAGCCGCUGCUUCUUCGCAUCGAGAGGAGCCAGUUGAGGUGGCUCGGGAAUGUAGUCCCUGGUGAGGUGUUCCGGGCAUGCCCAGCCGGCCCCGUGGCAGACCAAGGACACGCUGGAGGGAGUAUGUCAGGUGAGAAACACUUGAAUUUAAAAAUAACUCAUGGUAAAACACAAAGGUGGUGUUCGUGUUGAUCUCGCUGCCACCUUGUGGCAGUCAUAUGAAGGUAAAAGUAACCUGAAAUGUGGAGUUAUACAUGUAAUUUGUCAGUAAUAUACAUUUAGAAUUGUUUUACACAUGUAAAACUAUCAUUGUAAAACUAUAAAAAUGUGUUUUGUGGUAUUGUGGUUUUGUGGUACGUGAAUUUCUCUUGGAGAUAAACAAAGUAUCAACCUAACUAGCAUUUUUCAGAAUUGAGGCAUGACUGUUAAUUAGCAAAGAACUGCAGAAUCAGGUAAAAAGUAACCUUAAAUAAUCAUUUAACCCUUUCAUUUAUCAUUUCUAUGUUUUGAUAUGCAUUUUGAAUGCAAUUUUGUUUUCUGCAUGUAAAAUUACAUGACAUGAUUUCUAAUGGGAAAAAUAGGUUCGGUUCGCAUCACUUUCAGUUCGAGUCGGACCUUCUGGAACGGAUUAUGACGCUAACCCAGGUUCCACUUUAUACAGAAAGGAGGGAAUAACAAGGCUGAUAAGAGCGAUCCUGAUAAUGCAAGUUUCGGGAAAGAAAGUGGAACUGGAGAAGUUGUUCUUACAAAGUGUUUCCUGACAUGUUUAAAAUGAUCAUCCUGGAAAGCUCUGGAAAACAAUGCAAUAUUUCACAGUGCAGAGAGAUUUACGACGAGACAACUGGACGAUAGAAUGCUACACGACAUAAAAAUGGAUUACGAUGACAUUUUUGGGGUAAGAUGCAAAAUAUUCCAAAGCGGAGAGUCAAUAGCACUUUAACUGGGAGCUGCUUCUCUGUCACCAGACCAACCAUAGACAAAUCAUAAUAAAAAAUUAUAUGCAAUGCAAAAGCUAACGUUUCUACAAGCCAUUACAUAUUUGGUUUUGGGUUUGUUUUUUUUUUCAAAAUGAAUGCACAAGGGCCGCUGUCACUAGUGGUUAGCAUCUUGGCCUUGCAAUCAGGAGAUCAAGAGUUCGAAUCUCUGUUUGGAUGUCUCCGUGUAGAGUUUGCAUGUCUCCCCGUGUGUGCGUGGGUUUUCAUGUGUGUGGCACUCCCACAUUCCAAAAAACAUGCAUGUUAGCCGAAUUGGUAAAUUGUUCAUAUGUACGAAUGGGAGUGUGAAUGGUGGUUUGUAUAUAUGUGCCCUGCAAUUGGCUGGCGACCAGUCCAGGGUCUAUCCCGCCCUGCACCCGAAGUCAGCUGGGAUAGGCUCCAGCUCACCCGUGACCUUAAUGAUUACAAGCAGUAUAGAAAAUGGACGGAUGGAUGACUGCACAACCUAAAUUCUAGUAGACUUUUAAUUACAACAGUGUCAUUAUUGUACUCUGAUGUACAUUUGCACUCAGGCACAUUUUUGGUGUUCCGCGACAUGAAUUAUGUCAAAUAUGUGUAAUCUGUUAAAAGGAUCGUCAAGGACUAGAGCAUAUUCCAAUUUCGUGUAAUGACGUGGCGCAUGUUUAAUGGCCUUCAAAUUGUCAUUUAGAGCAGCAAUUGUUGUUCCGGGGCUCCCCCUACAGUGAAGAAGUGGAAUUUACUUGUGAGUAACUGCUAACACGCAUUUGUCGACAUGCUAAUGUACACACAAAAUGCUAACAAUUUUGUACGAGCAGGACACACUACAGUAUUCUGAAAAGUUUACAGUUUAUAUUGUUGAAAGGUCAGAUUCGAUCUGGGUGCAAAGUAAAUACUGAUUGGUUGGUCUGGAAAUAGAGAGCACAUCUGGAGGUGGAUAACACCUAAAGAAUGCCGGUGGGCUAAAAAUAUAUCAUGGGUGUUGUUACUGGAAAUACAGAUUAUAUGUACCGUAACAUUUAUUUUCUGGUAUUCUGACAUGAUGCUCAUACUGGAAGAUGUUCUUUUUAUUUCCGUUCCCACUUCUUUAACCUUGACCACAAACAUUUGUAACAUUGUGGACCUGUAAUCUUUAUUUUGAGAUAGAUAUUUAAAAAGUUUCCUGCUAGUAGUCUUAAAUCCAUCUUAGUCCAGAUGAACUGUUUUACUUGAUUGUCUCAAUUAUGUCAACUUGUUUACAAUAUCACAACUUCAUGUUCAUUUCAGUUGCUGUCUUGGAAGUCACAUUCAAACUUGUUUUUUGUUUCAUACUGAAUAAACAAUGUGAACUCCACACAACACGGA
Molecule: messenger RNA, 6396 nt
Organism: Dunckerocampus dactyliophorus (ringed pipefish)
Lineage: Eukaryota; Metazoa; Chordata; Actinopteri; Syngnathiformes; Syngnathidae
Gene: mdfi
Product: MyoD family inhibitor
Exons: 5
Coding region: 441-1349 (302 amino acids)
Source: RefSeq, a predicted model, not a curated record